Messenger RNA from Podarcis raffonei (Aeolian wall lizard), 1250 nucleotides. RefSeq names its product sperm acrosome associated 4 (gene SPACA4). The record is from RefSeq and is a predicted model, not a curated record. Bases 840 to 1214 code for a protein of 124 amino acids. NCBI's taxonomy places the organism in Eukaryota, Metazoa, Chordata, Lepidosauria, Squamata, Lacertidae. The transcript has a single exon.
CCUUGAGUGGGUCAGAGUUGCAGAGUUGCUGUGGAUUUAUUGGUACCACGUGCUUCGUAGACAGAGAAACACAAGAGUUAGGACCUGGUUUUGGAGCUUUGUGUACUGAGUUACUGAAGCUCAAAAAAACCCCAGCUGACACUGACUUUCUGGGAAUCCCAUGCAGAUCAAGCAAAAUAUUUGUUUUGAAGCUGCAGGGCAUGGAGUAUCUCCACUGGAGGCCAAACAGUCAUAAGGACUUUUGAGUUAUGAGUUCAUCAGUGAAGACUUUCAUUUCUGGAACUAGGAGAUCUAAAGCUGUCUCUGUGAUUUGCUCCUGGAAAGAAAGCUGCUAUUUGGGAAGCACAGACUGAUCUGACAUUGUAGCUCAUUUCCAAAGCUAUAAGCUUCCUCUGUGUAAGAUUCCUGUAUCUCAAGAAAAGCCAGAUCUACAAAAUGUAAGGAAUCUGGUUUAGUGAUGAAUAAAGUCAAGCUGGGUAGUGGUACUAUUGGUUUUUGAAAACCACAUGGUAGAGAAAGCCCAGGUUAAGAGCUUCCUUUGAAAGAAGAGAAAGCUGGGAUCCAACCUGUUGAAAAAACAAGUUUCUGCGUUUCAGAAAACCUGCAGCCACCAGCUGAGAAUUUUUUUCUUUUCUGGGACCAGGAAAUCAAGACUAUUCAUUUUAUUGGAAAACAGGGCUUGAAAAACAAGACAACUCUACUUCUGAAUUCUCUGAAGCCACAAAAAAGAGAGGUGGAGAAAUAAAAUAAAUCAGCUGGUGGAGAGGAUUUUAGAAGGUUACGAUCAUCUUCAUUUCUGUUACUUAGGAAAUAACUCUCUUAUUCUCAAGCAGCAAGUGAUGAAGCAUCCUGUGCACUUGGGUCUUGUAUAUCUUCUGGUCUGUGUGCUGCCCUCCAUAUUUUCCAAGGAAUGCUACUUUUGUGACAUCACUGCCUCAGCCAAAUGCCCAGCCACCAAGAUGAGUUGUGCCGAAGAUGAAGACUGCUUUGUGGGUCAAGGAGCUGCUUUGGGGGUAUCAAUGAUCCAAAACAAGGGUUGUACUCGCUCCAUCAACUGUGGCAAAGAGCAACCUGUUGCCCACAUGGGGGUAACCUACAGUUUGGUCACCAACUGCUGCCAGGGGAAUUUGUGCAACGCAGCUCAGUUCCUGAAAGCCCCUCCUCUUUUCCUCCAGCUUGCCCUCCCCACCAUUCUUGUGCUGGGUCUCCUCUGACUUUGCAAACAAUAAAAUCCUUCACAUGCUUUUGAA